Molecule: messenger RNA, 1587 nt
Organism: Anarrhichthys ocellatus (wolf-eel)
Lineage: Eukaryota; Metazoa; Chordata; Actinopteri; Perciformes; Anarhichadidae
Product: E3 ubiquitin-protein ligase TRIM39
Exons: 5
Coding region: 1-1587 (528 amino acids)
Molecular function (GO): zinc ion binding; protein binding
Source: RefSeq, a predicted model, not a curated record
AUGGGGACUGUCGUGGAAACUUUAAAGUGUCCCGUUUGCCAGGAUUUCUUCACAGAUCCUGUGACGCUGCCAUGCGGACAUGGCUUCUGUCUCACCUGUAUCCAGGCUGUCUGGGAAACGGAGGGGUCUGAUGAGGGGCCUUUCUUCUGUCCAGAGUGUCAGGUAUUCCUCCCCUCUGAUCUCACGCUGGAGAUAAACACCAGCCUUCAGACCAAAGUAAAGUUAUUCGCCGCUAACAAGCCGUCAACAACAGAGCCAUGGACAACAACAUCAAGCAGGGCAACCACAUCAUCUUCAGCUAUCCACUGUGACCACUGCAUAGAGACACCUUCGGUGGCCAUAAGGACCUGUCUGACCUGUGACGCCGCACUGUGCCAGGCUCAUGCCCUGCUGCACCAGCAGAGGUCUGCUCUGAGGGAGCACACAGUUGUGGAGGUGACGGGGGAUCCGCUGUCUCUGAAGUGCAGGGAGCACCGUGAGGAGCUCAAGCUCUUCUGUAUGGAGGAGAGUGUCCCUGUGUGCUGCCUGUGUCUCCUGGUUGGCAUGCACAAGAACCACAAAGCGCUCCAACUCCAUGAGGCCUGCAAAGACUUCAAGAAGUCUGCUGCAGAUUUCAGAGAAAGAAUCUCGGACAAGUACAGCAGGAUCCGCGUUGUGCUGGAUGGCGAUGAGCGUCUGAUGAUGCAGAUCAUAGACGCAGAGGAGACAUACAUGACAGAGUGGCUGGAGGCCCAGAGGGGCGACAUGGAGGCUCAGAUCAAAGAGAUAGACAGCCUCAGAGCCUCCAGCAAAUCACUCCUCCAAGAGAAAACUGAGCUGCGAUUCCUACAGCAAAUCACAGCACAGAAUCUUUGCAACCCUUUGGAUUUAGCACCAAUCCUGGAGGUAGACAAAGAUCUGUGUGACCUUGAGAAGUUGAGAACGAUGGAGAAGCUGGUGGAUGACCUCUCAGUGGCUCUGUCCCAACACUUCCCACGAAUGUGGUCAUGUCUAAGUUCUCCUGCUCUGGACUCCAAGUCAGCACAUCCAAAACUGGAAAUAUCCCAGGACAGGAAACAGGUGUGCUGGAGAAGGCAGCCUGUCAGUGAAGCUCUGAGCCCUCAGCUAUAUGACUUCCAGUACAGCGUCCUCGCUCAGGAGAGUUUUACGACUGGUAGGCACUACUGGGAGGUCAUUGUUCAGGAGAAACCUUACUGGCUAGUGGGUGUGACCACCGGGCCAGUCGAUAAAGGAGAUGCACCAAGUCAGAGCUCCUCCAGCCUGGGUGUGAACAAUACAUCCUGGUGCAUCUACCAUGGAGAUGGACAGUACCUGGCAUGCCAUGACACCCAGGAGAAGCAGCUGUCAGUGGGGAAGAGAGUCAGAAAGCUGGGCAUACUGGCAAAUCUCCAGAAGGGGGAGCUGUCAUUCUACAACGCUGAUGCCAUGACCCUGCUCCACUCCUUCUGUGUGCAGUGCACAGAGCCUCUCUAUCCCAUGUUAAACCCAUGCAUCGAUGUGAAUGGACUAAACACGCAGCCGCUCACCAUGUUUUGGAUUAAGGACCCCUGGGAUUGCCAUGUAAACACAGAAGGGGCCAAAGAGUGA